AGUUUUCAGAGCUCGGUGGGAGAGAUGAAGAGCUGCUCUCCUCCGUGGCCGAGGGGAGAUGGAGGGGGGGAAAAAAGUCAACGCAGCAUGGAGGAAAGACGGAGCCCGGCGGUGUUCGCAGCCAUGAAAUGUUCGUUCUUGGAUGUUCCUUUGACUUUUAAAAGCUGCUUACGAGCCUGGAGCGUCCAGCGCUGAACGCACCAGAUCAUCUGCUCUGCACUGACCUCGUGUGUCGACGGCCUUCGCUGAUCCAAAGAUGAACAUCAUACUCCUUCACUACAACUACACCGGAAAGCUGGGCCACCGGCUUCCCAGCCCUGACAAGAACCCGGGCGCUUUGGACGUCCAAACCAUCGUCUUCCUCAUCAUUUGCAGCUUCAUCUUCCUGGAGAACCUCACCGUCCUGGUGGCCAUAUGGAGGAACCACAGGUUCCACAACCGGAUGUACUUCUUCAUCGGGAACCUGGCCCUGUGCGACCUGCUGGCCGGAGUCGCCUACCUGCUCAACCUGCUCCUCUCUGGAGAAAAGACUUUUGAACUCUCCCCCACGCUGUGGUUCAUCAGAGAGGGCAGCAUGUUCGUAGCGCUCAGCGCCUCCAUCUUCAGUCUCCUGGCCAUCGCCAUAGAGAGACACUUGACCAUGAUCAAGAUGAGGCCUUACGACGCCAGCAAGAACUACAGAGUGUUUCUGCUCAUCGGCGCCUGCUGGGUGAUCGCCGUAACUCUCGGCGCUUUACCCAUCUUAGGCUGGAACUGCAUCGAUAAACUCCUUGACUGCUCCACGGUCCUGCCUCUCUACAGCAAGAAGUACGUAGCCUUCUGCAUCACCGUGUUCACCGUCUUGCUCUUAGCCAUGUCGGUCCUGUACGCUCGCAUCUACAUCGUGGUGAAGUCCAGCAGCCGCAAGGUGAGUAAGUACAGCAACUCUGAGCACGCCAUGUCCCUUCUGCGCACCGUCAUCAUCGUGGUCGGGGUCUUCAUCGCCUGCUGGACGCCCAUCUUCGUCCUGCUGCUGGUGGACGUGGCGUGCGAGCGGCAUUGCCCGGUCCUUUACCAGGCCGACUGGUUUAUCGCGCUGGCUGUGCUCAACUCGGCCAUGAACCCCGUCAUCUACACCCUGGCGAGCCGGGAGAUGAGGCGGGCCUUCCUGGCUCUGGUUUGCGGCGUUUGCUUCAGGGCGAAGGCGUCGGGGAGCGGCAGCGGGAACAGGCGGUACCUGGAGCCCAGCCGAAGCAGGAGCAAAUCCUGGAGCAGCCAGAACAACCCGAACCAGAGCCAGAACCAGAGCCAGCAGAGGGGCCAGGAGACGGACACUGGGGCAAAAAGAGAGGGUGCUCAGAGUGAUGGGACUGAUUAAAAAAAAAAAAAAAAAAAAAAAAAAGGGCUCAAGCAAUCAAACAGAAGGAACGAUCUUCUCGAAAUGCAUACGAUUUUGGGACUGAUCAUCAGUUUGACAUGGUGCAUAUCUGAGAUGAAGAUCCGACUACACAGUUGCUCCAGCGCUUAAGUUUUACUUUGCUGCCUGAAUGUUUACAUCUCUCUAGCAUCUGCAGAUGAGAAAAAAAACAAAAAAAAAAAGAUCACUUUACAUUACGUUCAAUGAAGGAACCUAAAUUUCUCCAGAUGUGUACAUUUUACAAGUGACUCUUGAGAAUAUAGAGGACGAUCAGUAUUGUUAAAGGUGCGUUCCCCACAGGACAGGGCAGCUCACGACCAGCUAAGAUCCUGAGAGAUUUUUACUGUAAUAUCUGAAUCAAUGGUUCUGCCAUAGUGGCAUUAAACAAUCCUCACUAUCAUUGAAGAAUAUAUGGAAAAAUCAGCAUGCAACAUUUUUUUUUGGACACUAAACCUAUGCUUAGAGUUCCACAAGUAAUCAUUAUUGUAGAUAAUUGUUACAAUGAAAGAGUGAACUGUAUUUAUUAAUGUAUAGUGUUGGGCUCUCUUUCUAUAUUUAGCAACAUUUUGACUGCAGGCUCCUUAUGAAUUAUAUUUGAAGCAACUGAGACCCAAAUUGCUUCAUUUCAUCUACUCUGUUUUAAAACUAAUGCAGUUCUCGUUUUGGUGAUACUGGGGCUCCCCCUUCUGGUCAGGUGAAGUACUGCUGCGAUUUCAGAACUAAAAUGCUUUACUCUCGAUGGACCAUAGAGUUUGUGUAAAAGCGUAAAGCUGGCAGACAUGUGGAUGCUGCAUGCAAAAAAAGUAUACAAAAUUUUAACUCUGUUUAUUUGUCACAAUAUAUCAGCUUUGAAAGUCAAAAUAAAAAAAUAAAAAUAUUAAGCUGCUGAAUCAGGAGUGACUCAUGAUUCAAAUUCAAAGAAUUUGAAACUAGUGAACUUUGACAUAAAUUUCUGCCUGAAAAUUUUUAACACCCGCGACUAAACUAGUUUUUUUAAAAUGUACACUCCAUCAGCUGUCUGCUAAGAACAAAUCAAACAAGAUCAAUUUUAAUGAACACAGUAAGAAUGCUGCGGUGUCGAAAUUGUUUUCAUCCCAUCAUGACAGGCCUCUUUAGUAUUUAGUAGUGCUCUCUUUUACUGUUAAGAGGUGCUGCCAACAAGACUAAUAACCAGACUCCAACUUCUGGCGGCGGUCCUGAGGAUUCAUAGCGCCUCCGCUUCAUCAACGCUUUUGGAUUUGUGUGUUGCUGCCUUUUGUGAAUCCCACCAGAGAUUUUUUUUUUUAUGCAAUCCAAGUCAGGGGACUAUGAUGAUCGCCCAGGUAUCUUUCAGGUCUUCUUCUGAAAUCAACCUUUGGUGGACUUUGAGAUAUGUUAGGGAUCCUCAUGCUGUUUGAAGCUCCAAGAAUGUCCAAGCUUCAGCUUUUUCACAAACAGCAUGAGGUUAUCUCCCAGGAUUUCCUGCGAUUUGACUGAAUCCAUCUAAUGAAGUCAUUGGCUGGUUCCAGCAGAUGUGCCUGGCUGAGACCCCACCUAAAAGGCAAAUGUGUACCCUUAUGACACAUUCUACUUAUGGGCUUAAAUAAAUCAGAGACUACAGUCAUCAUUAUAAGUAGGAUUUUUUUCUUUGGUGAAUAUGGAUAAAAAUGAGAUGUGAUUGUCAUUCUGCAUAGUAAAAAGAAUUCAAGAAAUCAGUUUUAUUUAACUACUACAUUAUUCUUGAGUAAUUUUUUUGCAAACGCGUGAAAAAAAAUCUAGAUUGUUGCGGGUAUGCAUAAUUUUAAGUGCAAGUGUGUUUGUGCAACUCUGUGUUCAACUGCACAUAUCAUUCCCAAGUCCUCUUUAUGUAUUUCCCUUUUGGACAUGCAGGUUUUCACUUAAAUGUUCCUUUUUAAUUAUGAAGAUGAACUCUCUGAUGCAGCGUAUUAACCAUCGAUCAUCCAGCUGCCAUUGGAGCAUCGUACAAUCUCUGAAUUUCCAUGUGUAUAAUUAGAUAAAGGAUAACACCGUUACAGUUUAUGUCCUCGCUAAAGUAAAACUUUUAUCCUGGUCUGUCAACAAUGUUAAAUGCAAGAGCUCAAAGUAUGUAAUUCAGUCCUGUCUUGUUUUAAUUUUUUUAGAAUGUCUGACCACAAUUGGUAACUUUGGAAUGGACCAGAAAAAGUGAAUUUGUGUUUAUUUUCAGAACUUAAGAUAAAGACUGCCCACGAGAAGCUAAGUUUUUUUUUAAUUUUCUUCAAAGCUGCACACUUUGUUUUGAAUGAAUAGAGAAAUGUACCAAAGUGUCGUUUCGUGUAUGCAUGUUAAACUAGUAAACGUUGAGCUGAACAUAUAAUGAUCAGUUUCUUUUUUCUCCACAGGUUAUUGUAACAAUAAUGCAGUAUAACCCGUCAGUCAUUUAUUAAUUAACCUAACGCAAAGAAUAAAAGACUGGACAAGUU
Molecule: messenger RNA, 3837 nt
Organism: Fundulus heteroclitus (mummichog)
Lineage: Eukaryota; Metazoa; Chordata; Actinopteri; Cyprinodontiformes; Fundulidae
Product: sphingosine 1-phosphate receptor 3
Exons: 2
Coding region: 257-1357 (366 amino acids)
Biological process (GO): G protein-coupled receptor signaling pathway
Cellular component (GO): membrane
Molecular function (GO): sphingosine-1-phosphate receptor activity
Source: RefSeq, a predicted model, not a curated record